AUGAUCGCUGCUAAAAGCAAAAUUUCCGUCGCGCUGCUCGCAGUCGCAUUAACCCUGUCCAACAAUGCCGAUGCCAAGAUCAUCCGAUCGCCCGCUUACCAUGCCAGACACGCCAACACCUGGCAACAAGGUCAGACCGGCACGAACCAGUGCACGCAGUGGGGCAAGUCGUCUUCCGAUUCCAUGUGCCAGAACAUCUUUAUCAACUCCAUCGACGAUUGGUGCGUCUUUUCCGCCCCCACGCCCAACAGUGAGGUCGGCAACACAGAGCGCGAGGAAGUCGCCUGGUGCACAAAGUCAGGCUACGGAACGAGGCUCAUUCCCGACGGCACGGUCACUGGUGCUCACUUUAUCAAGACGAAGCGUUACGUUCAAGUGACUGCCCGAGGAGACUUCACCAAGCUCAACAUUGCCAAGGGAGACGCUGGUGGUGAGCUCGAUCCUCACGGUGCCGACGGUAACGGCAACCCCAUCGGUGGUCUCGUCUUCUCUACCGCCUUCAGCAAGGACGGCAGACCGUCUCAGAUCCACGAGUGGAUGAACUACAUGUCGGACUCGGAGCUCUGCAUUCGUGCCUGCAAGAGCAAGUCGGGACAAGAUCAAGCCCUUUGCCAACACAUCUACGACACCAUGGGUUGCUCCUGGGUCAUGCCCGGAAACUAUGACGAGCACACUUUCGACAGCUGCGAGGCCGACGUUGCUCUGCCUCCUGGCAUUUACGGAAGCAGCACCUUCUUCCAAGACCACGGCAAUACGCCCGAGGCGCACCCUGCCCCUAGCAGCUCCAACUGCAAGUCUGCAGCAAGCAUCACCAACGGUGACACGACCGCUCUCACCGCCGUCGCCAAGAACGCGAGCAGCGGCGGCAGCAGCAGCAGCAGCACCACGACGACGUCUAGCGCUACCGCCACCGUCACCGCCAAGGUCAACGCCGCAACUUCGUCCAACGGCCGCGCUCUCGCUGCUGCCACUUCAUCUCCAUCCGGGUUCAGCGGAAAUGGAGCAGAGAUGAAGGGUGGCAAUGCCGCUGCUGGUCUCUUUGUCGCAGCAGGUGCAGCCCUCGUAGCAGCCAUCGCUGUUCUCUAA
Molecule: messenger RNA, 1086 nt
Organism: Ceraceosorus guamensis
Lineage: Eukaryota; Fungi; Basidiomycota; Exobasidiomycetes; Ceraceosorales; Ceraceosoraceae
Exons: 2
Coding region: 1-1086 (361 amino acids)
Source: RefSeq, a predicted model, not a curated record